AUGUUAUUUUGGGUAUUUGUGAUUUUAUUUUUUAAAGUAUCACAAUGCCAACGGGGACAAACCCCCUACCACCUGGUGCAUAUCAACCAGAUGGACAAUUUGGCACAAUUCGAUGAUGCUCAACAUCGAGGUCCCAAAUGGUACGACUACUCCGUCAACUCUCUAGAGGCUGCCAGCAGCCUGGAGGAUGAGAAGAGUUCGACUUUAGAAAUAUCAAAAUAUUCGUCGGUGAGCGACGAAGCAUCAUCCGCCUCGUCCAAGGAAACCAACGAAAGGAAACGAGCGACACAAAGGUACCGGACCUGUCACGCUUGCCCUCAUGAUAUGUUGAAGAAGUAUACGAAUAUUGGUAUCAAGUGGAUUUGUGCUGGUUACCAGCGUGCCAGGCGGAGCUUCAAGAGUGAGUGCAUGCUGAGGUACAGGAACUGUCAGGAUGGAACCAUGUUCGUGAAGGUGCACGAGCACAAAUGUAAGAACGACACCUACCACGGCAGACACUGGUUCUACGGCUACCAAGUGUGA
Messenger RNA from Spodoptera littoralis (African cotton leafworm), 522 nucleotides. The record is from the annotation of a GenBank genome assembly. NCBI's taxonomy places the organism in Eukaryota, Metazoa, Arthropoda, Insecta, Lepidoptera, Noctuidae.